Molecule: messenger RNA, 363 nt
Organism: Ostertagia ostertagi
Lineage: Eukaryota; Metazoa; Nematoda; Chromadorea; Rhabditida; Trichostrongylidae
Source: the annotation of a GenBank genome assembly
GACAUACUGUAUUUCGAUGAGGACGAUUUCUACUUUGUUGUCGAUCGAGUGAAAGACCUCAUAAAAGUGAAUGGUGUACAAGUUUCUCCCUCUGAAUUGGAGGACAUAAUUCUGACGGAGCCGUGCGUUCGAGAGGUGGGAGUGAUUGGCAUUCCACAUCCCCAGAGCGGUCAGGUACCCAAGGCAUUCGUAGUGCUCGAAGAAGGCACAGAUCACGUAAAUGCAAGAAAAGCGCAUCAUCGAUCUUGUCAAAAGGUCGCGCCAGCCAAGCAACUUCGUGGAGGAGUUGAGAUUGUCAACGAAUUACCCAAAACGAGCAGUGGGAAGGUUAAACGCAGUGAAUUGCGUGCUGCCUUUCGCGAU